Pygocentrus nattereri (red-bellied piranha) is the source of this 1384-nucleotide messenger RNA. RefSeq names its product mitochondrial ribosomal protein L3 (gene mrpl3). Bases 108 to 1145 code for a protein of 345 amino acids. The transcript has 10 exons. Gene Ontology annotation, molecular function: structural constituent of ribosome. The record is from RefSeq and is a predicted model, not a curated record. Gene Ontology annotation, cellular component: mitochondrial large ribosomal subunit; ribosome. Gene Ontology annotation, biological process: translation. Lineage: Eukaryota; Metazoa; Chordata; Actinopteri; Characiformes; Serrasalmidae.
UUCGCAAAUGUUACACCGGAAGCUCGAGGAAUGACAUCUCGGGACGACCGCUAAAGCGGCGCGUGUGAAAGAUGAAGGGAUGGUUUUCCUGAGAUAAUAAGGAGACCAUGGCAGCGUGGACCCGCGGGCUUCUCCGGCUUGGUGAGGCACUGCUGAAGGGAGCGCCUGUAACCGCUUACCGGACUGUGGCGUCGCUCGAGCGUAUUCCCGCUGUCCAGUGCGUCAGGACUAUCAAGACCUCUACUUGGUGGGAUGAACAUCUCACAGAAGAUAACGCCAAUGUCAUGAGAAGGGCUGUGGCUGAGGAGUACAAACAGCUCACUGUGGACAGACUAAACCCACUGAAGGACGAGCCUUGGCCCCGGCAUGAAUGGGACGAAAAGAGUCGGAGGGUUGGUCUUGUGGCAGUCAAGCUCGGGAUGAUGCCUGUGUGGACCAAGUCAGGAGAGAGACAUGUGGUGACAAUGCUACAGGUGCAGGACUGCCAUGUGAUCAAGCACAUACCUAAAGAAGAGUACAAUGGCCGGACAGCUGCUCUGAUCAUAGGGGCUAAAAACUCUCCUCCCUUUUAUCGGACAGAGGAGUCUCUGGAGAUGUUCCGGAAUGCUGGAGUACCUCCGAAACAAAAAGUGACGACGUUCCAUGUGACAGACAAUGCUGUCAUCAAGCCAGGCACUCCUCUCUAUGCUGCUCACUUCCGUCCAGGACAGUAUGUGGAUGUUACGGCAAAAACGAUUGGAAAAGGUUUUCAGGGAGUAAUGAAGCGCUGGGGUUUCAGUGGACAGCCAGCCUCUCAUGGUCAAACCAAAACCCACAGGAGGCCCGGCUCAUUGGGACCUGGAGGGGAUCCUGCUAAAGUUUUUAAAGGAAAGAAGAUGCCAGGCAAGAUGGGAAAUGUUUUUGACACAGCGUUUGGCUUAAAGGUUUGGAGGGUGAACACCAAAGCUAACAUUCUGUACAUCAAUGGGUCGGUUCCAGGACAUCGCAACUGCUUGGUCAAGGUAAGAGACACCAUUCUGCCUCAUCGCCUGGAGAAGAACAGAAACCCUCCCUUCCCCACAUUUUUCGCUGAUGGAGAUGAGGAGCUUCCUGAAGACCUUUACGAUGAGAACAUGUUUCAGUUUGGAGAGCCGAUUCCUGGCUGAUGUUACAGCCCCAUGUCUUUCGUUUGUGUAGUCAGUUCUGAUGCCUGAGUCGACAGCUUUACAUCUAAUGAAUGCUUUAUUGCUGGACUGGCAUGAAAGUGUAAAAACGGUGGACUGCUAGCAGAACUGAUGCAUACGGAAACAUUGUGUAAUGCAGAAAACAAACUUCUGAACUGAAGAUGGUGUCAAUGAAUAUUGGCUUCUGUUUAUAUGUGAACAUUAAAAUGUCUUUGAUAAAA